Alligator mississippiensis (American alligator) is the source of this 3527-nucleotide messenger RNA. It is a transcript of the gene HSPA12B, whose product is annotated as heat shock protein family A (Hsp70) member 12B. The record is from RefSeq and is a predicted model, not a curated record. The coding region runs from base 235 to 2286 and encodes 683 amino acids. Lineage: Eukaryota; Metazoa; Chordata; Crocodylia; Alligatoridae. The transcript is spliced from 13 exons.
AGCCAGAGGAAACCAUAAAGAAAGGCAGUCUGCAAGCAGGCGGAGCAGGGCGUCGGGAGGCCCAGACCAGACCCCUCGGAGCUAGGAGAGCGGGGCGGCCUGAAGGCGUCGAGGAAGGAACCGGAGAACAAAGUGCACAGCUGGAUCUCCAGGUAGCACAGCUGGAUCCCUCGCAGCCCUGCUGCAGCUGCUUCGGGACAAGCGCCUGGGCGGAGCCAGGAAGGUGAUGCAAAGAUGUCGACGCUGCUGGACCCCGGCAUGCAGAGUCUGCGUGUAGGUACAAACGGCGAGAGAUCCUGUACGCCAUCCCCACCGAGCUCCCCGGGGACGCUCAAUGAGAGCUGCAGCAUCGCGCCCCUCACGCCCUCCCAGUCUCCGAGGAACGAAGCUCGGACGCAGAGGCCCACAUCCUUCACCGUGGUGGUGGCCAUCGACUUUGGCACGACCUCCAGCGGCUAUGCCUUCAGCUUCUCCAACGACCCCGAGGCCAUCCACAUGAUGAGGAAGUGGGAAGGCGGCGACCCCGGUGUGGCCAAUCAGAAGACACCCACUAGCUUGUUGCUGACACCGGAGGGCACUUUUCACAGUUUUGGAUACACGGCCAGGGACUAUUACCAUGACCUUGACCCAGAGGAAGCCCGGGAAUGGCUCUACUUCGAGAAAUUUAAGAUGAAGAUUCACAGCACUAGCGACCUGACCAUGAAAACUGAACUAGAAGCUGUGAAUGGGAAGAAGGUCGCAGCACUGGAGGUGUUUGCACACGCGCUGCGCUUUUUCAAGCAGCAUGCUCUGCAGGAGCUCAAGGACCAGUGCCCGUCGUUGCCGGAGAAGGGAGCCGUGCGCUGGGUGAUCACGGUGCCAGCCAUCUGGAAACAGCCCGCCAAGCAGUUCAUGAGGGAGGCUGCCUACAAGGCCGGCUUGGUGUCCCCCGAGACCCCGGAGCAGCUGUUAAUUGCCCUGGAGCCAGAAGCCGCGUCCAUCUACUGCAGGAAACUCCGGCUCCACCAGCUGAUCGACCUCAGCUACAAACCGCUGGCAAAUGGCCUGGCCCCCGACCGCUCCAUCGACUCCAGCUUCAGGCAGGCCCGGGAGCAGCUCCGGCGUUCCCGCCACAGCAGGACCUUCCUGGUGGAGUCGGGCGUGGGCGAGCUGUGGUCUGAGAUGCAGGCAGGUGACCGCUAUAUAGUGGCCGACUGUGGGGGAGGGACGGUGGAUCUCACCGUGCACCAGAUCGAGCAGCCGCAGGGGACCCUCAAGGAGCUCUACAAAGCCUCAGGUGGCCCCUACGGCGCGGUGGGUGUGGACUUGGCCUUCGAGCAGCUGCUGUGCCAGAUCUUCGGGGAGGAUUUCAUUGCUACCUUCAAGGCCAAGCGCCCGGCUGCCUGGGUGGACCUGACCAUCGCCUUCGAGGCGCGCAAGCGGGCGGCCGCCCCGUCCCGCGCCAACCCCCUCAACGUCUCCCUGCCCUUCUCCUUCAUCGACUUCUACCGCAAGCACCGGGGCCAGAACGUGGAGACCGCGCUCAAGAAGAGCAGUGUGAACCUGGUGAAGUGGUCGUCCCAGGGGAUGCUACGGGUGUCCGCGGAGGCCAUGAACGAGCUCUUCCAGCCGACCAUCAGCCAGAUCAUCAACCACAUUGACGCCCUCAUGAAGAAGCCCGAAGUGGACGGCAUCAAGUUCCUGUUCCUGGUGGGGGGCUUUGCCGAGUCGGCCAUGCUGCAGCACGCGGUGCAGACGGCCUUUGGCGCCACGUGCCGCGUGAUCAUCCCGCAGGACGUGGGGCUGACCAUCCUCAAGGGCGCCGUGCUCUUCGGCCUCGACCCCACCAUUGUACGGGUGCGCCGCUCGCCCCUGACCUACGGCGUGGGCGUGCUCAACAAGUUUGUGGAGGGCAAGCACCCCCGGGAGAAGCUGCUGGUGAAGGAGGGCAAGAAUUGGUGCACCGACAUCUUCGAGAAAUUCGUGGCCGUCGACCAGUCCGUGGCCCUGGGAGAAGUGGUGCAACGCAGCUACUGCCCAGCCCGGGCCGGGCAGCGGAAGAUCAUCAUCAAUGUCUACUGCAGCGCCACGGACGACGUGGUCUACAUCACCGACCCGGGCGUGCGCAAAUGCGGCACCAUCAGUCUGGAGCUGGACGCGGUGGAGGAUGGGGGGUCCCCCUCCCCGCGGAGCCGCCGCGAGAUCCGCGCCAGCAUGCAAUUUGGGGACACGGAGAUCAAGGUCACGGCCAUGGACGUCAGGACCGCCAAGACCGUUCGGGCCUCCAUCGACUUCCUGUCCAACUGAGCCCCGGGGGAGCAGGGACGACCUGGGGCAUCCCGAUAGUGGCUCCCACCCCCAGCCCCAACCUGGCAGCCAGUGACUGCAUCCUGGGGGGUUUAUCACUGCAGGACCGAGCUGCUCCCACCCUCCGGGGGCUGGAAACAUCCCUUCGUGGACUUGCAAAGGUGGGCAAGCCGUGGGGAGCCCACUGCGACCUUGGUGGGAGCUGGAGGGGUGGUCUGCUCCAGACCUGCUGCAUCUUAACACACCCAAAUCCAUCUCAGGGGUCUCAGCCUCUGGAUGCAGAUCAGCAAGGGGCAUGCUGAGGUGGGAAUGACCCUUGCCAAGAUCCCAUGAGCUUUGGACCCACAGCACUGUCCCUCCUGCUACCCUGGGCAUGGACAGACUGACAUCUUGGAUGAUCGGGAGAGAUGCAGCCCCAAGCCCAAAGAGAUCUCCUCUACCCUCCCCAAGCACGAGCGGGUGGUCCUGCUUUGAGCAGGGGGUUGGACUAGAUGCCCACUGGAGGUCCCUUUCCACCCUCCUCAUCUAUGAGUCUAUAAGUGUCGUGGGCUUCGUGUCUAUAAGUGUUGUGGGCUUGUUGCAUCGUGGAGACAUCGCCCCGGAGCAGCAGGCUCGCGUCCCCAGUGCCGGGCCAUUGCAGCCACAGCGAGGUGCUUCCAGUGGGACCCAGUUGCAUGUCUGGGGCCAGGGAUUGCAGCAAACCCAGGGAUGCUCUGAUCCCUCUCCACCCUAUGGAUGUUUGCUGGGGCCCAGGGUCUCACCCGAGGACUGCAAAUACCAGAUACCCACGGACUGCAGCUGGGUCGUGCCCAUCUAUGAGCAUGGCUCCCCCCACUAUCCCUGCGAGGGGCAACAGGCUCAGAGCCAUGUCCUGGGGGGGGGGCUGCCCAAUGCCUCCCUAGGAAAACCACUUUGCUGGCCUGUGGCUACUCAAACGAACACGCCGUGAAUUAAGAGCCGGCCACUUCUUCCCUAGACAGACAGCACUCAGCGAGGCGAGAGGAUGACGAACUGAAAUGACGCCUGAAUCCCCACUGGCAGAUAGCAGCAAUAAAUAUAUCUAUAUAUAUUUUUUUUUGUAAGCCCCCAAAUUUUUAUUUUUCUAUAUUGCCUGCCGAUGUGCGGCGCGCAAGAGCCCCGGGCGGUGUGGUGGGGUCCCCGGGUGGCAUGGCAUUUAUAACCUGUUGAAGUACAGCAUGAGAAGCGAUGGAAGUCAAAAUAAACUAUGAUAUCCUCCCGCA